Molecule: messenger RNA, 1726 nt
Organism: Empidonax traillii (willow flycatcher)
Lineage: Eukaryota; Metazoa; Chordata; Aves; Passeriformes; Tyrannidae
Product: ankyrin repeat and sterile alpha motif domain-containing protein 1B-like
Exons: 10
Coding region: 446-1726 (426 amino acids)
Cellular component (GO): cytosol
Molecular function (GO): protein binding
Source: RefSeq, a predicted model, not a curated record
CUCCCUCCCUCCCUUCGGCCGCCCUUCCCCGUUUUCGUGCACCCGCCUGCCCUCCCGCCCGUCCGUGAGGGUCGUUAUCCUCGUCAGCCCGGCAGGGCACGGCGGCUGACACUGCCCGCUUCCCCCGCCCCAUCCUCCGGGCCGGGGCUGUGUGUGCAUGGCAGUGUGGGGGAGGUUCUUUAUUGGCCUCGUCCUCCAUCCCUCCCUCCCGCCGCCCCCCUUCACCUUCCACACUCCACCCAGAAAUGAUCCAGUAAAACUAGGAGGAGGUGGUUCUCCUCCUCCCUCCUGCUGCUGCUCCUGCUGGUCUGGAAGGGACUGCAGGAAUCUCUGCUGUGCUCUGCUCUGAGGCAGGGUCUGGGGAGGGGAGGUCGUUCUGUGGAGGGAGGGGGCCGCUGUGGCCGGGGGUGCAGCUCUCUCGCGGGGGGCUGCUUGGUUUCCGACCAUGGGGAAGGAUCAGGAACUGCUGGAAGCUGCUCGCACUGGGAAUGUGGCUUUGGUGGAGAAACUCCUCUCUGGGAGGAAAGGAGGGAUCCUGGGCAGUGGAUCUGGAGCUAUCCCCUUAUCCAGCUUAUUGAGCAUCUGGCGAGGACCAAACAUAAACUGCACAGACAGUUCAGGUUAUACUGCUUUACAUCACGCAGCUUUAAACGGACACAAGGAUAUAGUUCUCAAAUUACUUCAGUAUGAAGCAUCAACUAAUGUGGCAGAUAAUAAGGGUUAUUUUCCUAUUCACUUGGCUGCUUGGAGAGGAGAUGUAGAUAUUGUGAAGAUUCUCAUCCAUCAUGGACCAUCACACUCCAGAGUGAAUGAACAGAACAAUGAAAAUGAAACAGCACUGCAUUGUGCAGCUCAGUACGGUCAUUCAGAAGUUGUUGCUGUUCUGUUGGAAGAGCUGACAGACCCUACAAUAAGGAACAACAAACUGGAAACACCUCUGGAUCUCGCAGCACUUUAUGGACGUCUGCGUGUUGUAAAAAUGAUCAUUAAAGCGUAUCCAAACCUGAUGAACUGUAAUACAAGAAAACACACUCCUUUGCAUCUUGCUGCACGUAAUGGCCACAAAGCUGUCGUACAGGUGCUUCUGGAGGCUGGAAUGGAUGUCAGUUGCCAAACAGAAAAAGGGAGCGCACUACAUGAAGCAGCCCUAUUUGGAAAGGUGGAGGUAGUACGCAUUUUGCUUGAAACAGGAAUAGAUACCAACAUAAAGGACAGUUUGGGUAGAACGGUUUUGGAUAUACUUAAAGAACAUCCAUCUCAGCAGUCACUUCAAAUUGCAGCUCUACUUCAAGAAUAUAUGGAAACAGGAAAUGCAAGUAUUUCAGAGGAACGCCCACUGGAAUGUGCGGAACGUCAGUCUUGCAUUUUGUCCCCAGAAGUUCCUCCGUCUCCAAAGGCUAAAAGUGAAGCUGUGACUGGAGAAUUAUCAAAGCUCUUAGAUGAAAUCAAAUUGUGUCAAGAAAAGGAAUACUCUUUUGAAGAUCUGUCUCAUACAAUAUCAGACCAUUAUCUGGAUAAUUUUAGUAAAGUAUCAGAGGAAGAACUUAUGACCAGUGGAAGCCAAACCAAGCUUAAUGUAAGGCCUUCUUCAAUGCGUUUAUCCCCAAGGGAGGAAGAUGAUGAUGAUGCAGGUGAAAAUACUUGUGGUCCUUCAGGUUUAUGGGAGGCAUUGACACCUUGUAAUGGAUGCAGGAAUCUCGGAUUUCCCAUGCUUACACAGUACUGA